AUGUUAAGCAAGGGAACAAAAAAAAUAUAUAUUCUGAAUGGGGCACCGGGGUCAGGAAAAGACACUCAAUGUAGGUUACUUUCCAAAAAAUAUAAUUUCAAAAUAAUUACAAUAAGUGAAUUGUUAAAAGAACAUUUAAAAGAUAGUAAAGAAAGAAUCAGAGAUUCCUCUUCUUCUGAUCAAUGUGUAAAGGAAUUAACAGAGCAAGAAAAAAGAGAUUUGGAAUAUAUACAAAAGUCUUUUACAGAUGGUUCGUUCGUUCCCGAUGACAUAGUCAUAGGAAUUUUUUUGAAACAGCUGGAAAAGUAUACCCUUGGUGAAGAAGAAUGUGAAGGGAUAAUAAUUAAUGGGUUUCCUAGGACAUAUGAACAAGCUUUAUUAUUUAAAAAAAAUAAUAUUGAAAUUACAAAUUUUAUUAACAUGUCCGUUAGCAAAGAAUGUCUAUUGGAAAGAGUGAAUAACAGAAUAAGAGAUCCAAUCACAAAUGUUAACUAUAACAUAAAAAUAAUUGAAUUAAUUAAAAAAAAAAGGAAAAACAUUAAAUUACAUACAGAAGAGGAAUUAUUGUUGACGUCUCAAAAUGAAGAUUACAAAAAUAUAAAUGAUGAAAUUUUGAUGAGGUUAAAAAGAAGAGCAGAUGAUAACGAGAGUACAUUUAAUAAAAGAUAUGAUUUAUAUUUGCAAAAUGAGAAAAAAAUUAUUUCCUUAUUUUUCCAUGUGUGCAAAAAUAUCGACGGGGAAAAAUCUAUAGAAGGCAUUUUUGAGCAAAUAUGUGCAAUUAUUGAUCAGACAAUUUUACAUAAGAGGGGUAACGAGGGCACCAAAAAGUGA
Plasmodium malariae is the source of this 831-nucleotide messenger RNA. It is a transcript of the gene AK2, whose product is annotated as adenylate kinase 2, putative. NCBI's taxonomy places the organism in Eukaryota, Apicomplexa, Aconoidasida, Haemosporida, Plasmodiidae. Gene Ontology annotation, cellular component: mitochondrion; cytoplasm. Gene Ontology annotation, biological process: nucleobase-containing compound metabolic process. Gene Ontology annotation, molecular function: AMP kinase activity; ATP binding. The transcript has a single exon. The coding region runs from base 1 to 831 and encodes 276 amino acids. The record is from RefSeq and is a predicted model, not a curated record.